UGGCUGCAGCCAGACGUUACAUGAAGAAAAACGAGCAGCUCUCCAAAAUACAGCAGCGCGUCUUUCCACUUGAGAAAAAUGCGAGUUAGAAAUUCAGUCAGUACAUGUUCAUUUCACCAGCAUCAUUUCUGUGUCUUUCUAUGGCGAACACUGCCGAUCUGGGGGUCUUAAUCUGAAACUCGUCAGCGUGGGAAUUCGUGUUAGUUGUGUAGGUUCAGAUGCUGAAGAGAAAAGAUGGUCGUUGAAGAGUCCACUGACCCCAAACUGCCAUCCAGUCAGACAGCACCUGUCAAAACAGACAGGAUGGCCACAGAGGGACUCCCUCCUGGAUGGACUAGAGAGACAAGACAGAGGAAACAGGGAAAGACAGCAGGCAGGAUGGACACCUACAUCAUCAGUCCUCAGGGCAGACGCUUCAGGUCCAAGUCAGAGCUCCAGAACUACCUGCUCUCGGAGGAAUGCGCUCAUCUGAAGCUGGACACUUUUGACUUUACCACACCCAAAAGCAGCAGUGGAGCACCUCAACAGGAGAGGAAAGCGGGGAGACGGAAAACAACAAAACCGAGAACGGAACCUGCAGAAAGCCUCAGUCCAGAGCCGGCUUUGGCGUUGAUGGAAAACCAAGGCGUGGAGAUGGACAGAGCAGAACGAGAGGAGAAGAAGAAGGAGACAGAAAGGCCAAAAGACAGUUGUCAUGGAGAGGAAACCGAGAGCGAGGAACAAAAAGAGGUAGGAGAACAUCAAGAAGAUGCAGAGAGUGAAAGAGAGGAAUCUUCAGGCAGAGUGACUCCUGCAGAACGGCAGCAGAUUUCAGUGCCAGUCUUAACAGUGCAGUCUGCAUCAGACAGUGAAGAAGAGAACAAAGCAGAGGAGGAGAAAGAGGAAAGGGAUGAUGUAAAGGAAGAGAAACAGGAGAGUAACAAGGCCACAGGAGGGAGCUGCUCACCUGUGAGAAGCACACAAAGUGGGACAAAGUUACUGUUGGAGAAGCGGAAAACCAGUCCAUACUUCAGCAAGAGUGGUGGUCUCAGUCCUCCCAAGCGAAAAGCUUUAAGAAAGUGGACUCCACCUCGUUCCCCCUUUAAGCUGGUGCAGGAAACCCUGUUUCACGACCCAUGGAAGCUUCUAGUGGCCACCAUAUUCCUCAACAAGACCAGCGGGAAGUUGGCAAUACCAACGCUGUGGCAGUUUUUCAAGCGUUACCCCUCUGCUGAGGUAACCCAAGCCAGUGAUGGGAAGCCUCUGGCUGAGCUUCUGCAGCCUCUUGGCCUCAACGCCCUCCGAGCCAAAACGCUCAUCCGCUUCUCCAGUGUCCAAAGAUGCAAUCCCAAGCGUACCAGAUGCAACAUUCAUGGAAAGUUAAAGGAUGACAUUUCAAAACUGGAUGAGUACCUCACUAAAUCAUGGAGAUAUCCUAUCGAGUUGCAUGGAAUAGGCAAAUAUGGCAAUGACUCCUACCGCAUAUUCUGUAUAGGAGAGUGGAGAGAGGUCACUCCAAAUGACCACAAGCUGAAUGACUAUCACACUUGGCUGUGGGAGAAUCAUGAGCAGUUAGGGCUCUGACCACAACAACACUUGUUUCCCUUUUAAAAAAGGUUUUAGGUCCAACAUUCCUGGCCAUCAUGGAUAUUCCAAGAAAAGAUACACGGGGCAAAAAGCAAAAUUACAAAUGUCAACAACUUCUGUGCUCUAAGUCUGAGGGCAACAAGCUUUCCUGGCUGUUCUGAGACUCAGGAUGUUUCAUUUUGCAACUUUCCUGAUAGACAGUCCACUAAUGAAAUUGAGUUUGCAUGAAGGGAGAUCACAGCAUGACUAAUCCGAGAUGUUUUGAAUGAAAGUUUUGUAGGUAAAUUGAAGGUGUUGUGAUCUAACAACUGAUCUUCAGUAAUGUUAAUAGAGCCCAACUCAUAUUUUGGCUGGGUGAUAUAUUGGCCGAUAAUGAUGACCCGAAGUAUUAUCAGCACUGUCUAAAACAUAGCAGAUAAUUACCAAUUUUAGUGUUUGUGGGUUGCCAGGGUUCAAACCUGUGGGUUCGGGGGAGACCUCAGACAGUUAUACCAAAAACCCAAAGAAUUUUGGGUAGCUCUACGCCCAUUAUUUAACAUAUUAUUGAGUGUGUUUACAUGCACUCAAAAAUCUGAUCGUAAUCAUAUUUCUAGUUAUCUGAUUGUUCAAAUGGUCAUGUAAACGCCAUACUCCGAUCUAGAAAUCCAAUUAAGAAAUCCGGAGCUGGAUUUUAGCUCAGUAAUCAGAUUUCUCAGUGCAUGCAAACUCUUACUCUGAUUUCUUUCGUAGUUCUCAGUCUACUGGCAGACAAUCGUGUCAGUCAGGAAAACACUGUUUAACUAAAACUACUGGAGUAUAAAAUGAAAGUAUAGAUAUAAAACUAUAUCUGCAAUUAUUUAUAUCAUCUUAACUUUGGUAUCAGCUACAAAAUGUUCACAUCUGGCCUUAAUUUCUAAUUAUGAUACAGUACCUGUUCGCUAACGUAUUGAAGUCAUUCAGAUAUCUAGAAAUAUAAUAGGAAUAUGAUCCUUUGGCCAUCUUACAGUUCACCCUUAAUUAUAGCAGCAUAAGUCAUAAGACAAAGCAAACUAGAUAGCCUAUACUUGUGGUCAAUGCACAGUAACAAACUAGUGAACCUUUCCUUUAAUGUAGUAUAUCCUGAGAAGUGUUUGUUGAAGACAAAUCCAAAGUCAAAUAUUAAAUGUGUAUUCAUGUAUUAUGUAUUUUACUUGUAACUGAAUAUAAUUACUUUUUGGCUGUUGUCAAGGUGAAAGACAUGAUAACGGUCAGCGUUGUGAGUCUCAGUCCUGGAGACGCUUGCCUGUUUUUUCUGCUCAAACGUCUUUCAAAUUAGGUCAUUUUUAAGUCUUUCGAGCAACGAAAUGCAAAAAAAAGAGGUGCAUGAGGUUCCCAGGACUGGAACUAAUAACCAUUUUAUUAAGCUCUUGUUCUUUCAUAUCUGUUUCAUAAAAAGGUGAAAAUAUUUAGAGUAUGUAAAUAAAAUGCCCUGUUUUAUUUUUUUAAAAUCCCCCAUGUGAUUUAUGAGUGUACUGUACAACUCAGACAUUUCCACAAUGAAUAUGUCAUCUGGCCAUUUCAUAAAGAACAGAGAGACAGAAAUGGCCAAGAAUUACUUGGAAUAAAAUCCAUCACUUAUCAUAUAAUAAAGUCAGGAAUGUUUUUA
This is a messenger RNA of Pygocentrus nattereri (red-bellied piranha), 3190 nucleotides long. It is a transcript of the gene mbd4, whose product is annotated as methyl-CpG binding domain protein 4. Gene Ontology annotation, molecular function: catalytic activity; DNA binding. Gene Ontology annotation, biological process: DNA repair. The record is from RefSeq and is a predicted model, not a curated record. The transcript has 9 exons. The coding region runs from base 235 to 1563 and encodes 442 amino acids. Gene Ontology annotation, cellular component: nucleus. Lineage: Eukaryota; Metazoa; Chordata; Actinopteri; Characiformes; Serrasalmidae.